Molecule: messenger RNA, 1852 nt
Organism: Diachasma alloeum
Lineage: Eukaryota; Metazoa; Arthropoda; Insecta; Hymenoptera; Braconidae
Exons: 5
Coding region: 116-1141 (341 amino acids)
Source: RefSeq, a predicted model, not a curated record
ACGAAUAGAAGAAGAAGAAGAAGAAGAAGAAUUGUUGUUUGUCAACCAUCAAAUGUGAUGAUUCGAAUUGACUUGACGUGAGUUGAGCGAUCACGGAAGUAGAUAUCUGGUAGAUAUGGAGGAUUUGGAUUUAUAUCGACGAUACGUGGACGAUCUCCGAGUGUACGCGAGGGAGAAUGGGAUCACGGAAGCGGAAACGAAGAGGAUUUUUGAGGAGUGCUUCAGGGAGUUGGAGGGUAGUCGUGUUAGGAAGGUUCGUGGGAUGCUGAGGGGCCUCAAAAUCCUGGUCCUGGGGGUUUUGACGGUGAUCAUUUGCUCAAUGGGGUUGUACAAUCACCCGUCGACUCAUAGUAUUUUUCUGAGGAAUAUGCAGAGUUUUAUUUAUCCUGGGCUGACGGUGUUUCGACAGUUUGCUGUGCCUAUUAUCCAGAGAUAUCCAAUCUUAACGGAACUCUACGAUGAAUCCUGUCUGGUCGAAAAUCCUUUCUUCAAGGUAGCUGACAUGGAUUGCUGGCCAUGCAGUACUGUCCAAUCAGUGCCUGACAUGACCGGCUGGAAUAUGACUAAAACAUUUAAUGUUGGAAUGCCAUUUACGAGAGCUGAAAGUGAUAGCAAUGGAGAUCUGAACAGUAUUAUUAGUAUGUAUAAGAGACACUCGGAGAUUUUCAAUGUCGAUGCCAGGAGAAUCUCCUCAAAUAAUCCUCUUUACAAGACAAUAAAAAAUGUGAUAGAGAAAAGACUUGACGAGAAUCCGUCCAAAUUCUUGAAUACUCACAUAUCGUGGAGGCUGAAUCGUAUGAGGCCAAGUAGACUCCUCCGAAAAUUAAUGCCGAAGCCUUUAGGCACACCAAAUUGGUGGAGUCAGAGCACGGAAAGAUUUUUGUUUAUUGAUGAACCCAAAGCGGAUGAAUAUAUUUUGCCCAAUCCCGAAUGCAGUAAUGUUAUUCUAAGGUCCACAAGUGGUUCAAGACUGAUUAAAAUGAUGCCGAGCCCUGAGUGCCAACGGAAUUGCAAAUCUUCUGUGGUCCUGCUAUCCUCUCACCACACACUGUGGUACAACUGGUGGUACUGGAAACCAAUAAGUCUCCCAGCAAUCAACUCAACUGAAAUCUCAAUCAUUUACCUCACUUCGUUCUGUUGACGAAUGACAAAUCCUUUUUAUCGUGAUUUUUUUUUCAAUUUCCAAAGAUAAAUCCAUCGAUAACUCAAGAUAUUUAGAUAUUAGAUAUUUUCAAGUGAUUUAUUAGGAAUAAGUGUACAGAUCUAUCACUUCUUUUUGUAUAUCCGUCUUUUAUUUUUCGAUAUUUGAACUAAGAACUCAGAAUAUCUCAUCCCAAGUACAUAAGUUUCGAGAUGAAUUCCGCAUUUAUAAUGUUUCAUACAAUCACUUAAAUUAUUUAUCGUACAGUUGAUUGACUCAACGCUCAACGUUGGUUACAGCAAGCUCUUUACACCUGAGAUCAAGUGCACUAUUGUUGAUGAUUUAGCAGCGAAGUAGUAAGACGGUUCAAGUCGAAAUUUGCGAGUUUUUUCAGACGAAUAGCAAACAUUUUUGUGGUCGUGUCAGGAGUCGAUUUAGAUAAAAAUUUCGUCUUCGAAAAACGUUCGAUAAACCAAGAUGAACCGUUUCUACCGCUUCGCUACUGAAUUAUAACUGGCAAUUGAUGUAUUUUGGUUUUGGGUGAUUGUGCGUCGCAGCUGGAAGAUGAAAAUUCCUCAGUCGAUUUCAAUAAUUAAGUAAAACGAUGGGCAUAAUAUUCGACGCACCGAGAAACGAAGAAAAAACUUUUAUUUAAUUCGGAAUACAUGUUUUUCUACCUAAUAAAUUAUGCAUCAUGCAAAUUUUGCUGAA